Molecule: messenger RNA, 1589 nt
Organism: Papilio xuthus (Asian swallowtail)
Lineage: Eukaryota; Metazoa; Arthropoda; Insecta; Lepidoptera; Papilionidae
Gene: Ctu1
Product: Cytosolic thiouridylase subunit 1
Exons: 5
Coding region: 143-1528 (461 amino acids)
Biological process (GO): tRNA wobble position uridine thiolation
Cellular component (GO): cytosolic tRNA wobble base thiouridylase complex; mitochondrion
Molecular function (GO): tRNA binding
Source: RefSeq, a predicted model, not a curated record
AUUUUUGACACAUAAUUUUUGCUUUAUAUGGAGAUGAGGUUAUAUUUUUCAUGAAGUUAGGCAACUUAUUAAUUUAUAAUCAAUGAUAAUUUUAAGUAAAAAUCAUAAGGUUAAAGACGAAUUUUACAAAAGUUAAAUUAAAAUGCCUAUACCGUGUAGAACAGGUUGUGGUAAAAAUGCGAUGCUAAAGCGUCCAAAAACCGGUGACGCGCUGUGCAAAGAGUGCUUCUUCUGGGCAUUUGAAACUGAAAUCCACUUUACAAUAACAAAAGCUGAAUUAUUUAAGCGUGGCGACUCCGUGGCCGUUGCGGCAUCUGGAGGCAAAGAUUCCACAGUCCUUGCACACGUCUUAAAAACACUUAAUGAACGCUACGACUAUGGUUUGAAUUUAAUGCUACUGUCAAUAGAUGAAGGUAUAACUGGAUACAGAGAUGACAGUCUCGAAACCGUCAAACGAAACCGCGAUGACUACGAGAUGUCUUUAAAAAUCUUAUCAUAUAAGGAUCUCUAUGGUUGGACUAUGGACGAAAUUGUCGCACAGAUUGGUAGGAAGAACAAUUGUACCUUCUGUGGAGUGUUUAGAAGACAAGCAUUGGAUAGAGGAGCUGCUUUGCUGGGGGUGAAGUGCAUAGCUACAGGACAUAAUGCGGAUGAUAUAGCAGAAACUGUGCUAAUGAAUGUGUUGAGAGGUGAUAUUGCUCGGCUAAAAAGAUGUACUGCUGUUAGUACUGGUAGCGAAGGAACUAUACCAAGAGUAAAGCCACUUAAAUACACAUAUGAAAAGGAGAUAGUAAUGUAUGCACAUUAUAAGAAACUGGUAUAUUUCUCUACGGAAUGUGUUUUUGCACCAAACGCAUACAGAGGGCAUGCACGAGCACUUCUUAAAGAUAUGGAAAAGAUACGCCCCACUUGUAUCAUGGAUAUAAUAUACUCAGGUGAGACAAUGGCUGUGAAAGAAGACGUGACUCUACCAACACAGAGAAUAUGCACAAGGUGUAAAUUUGUAUCAUCACAAGAAGUUUGUAAAGCCUGUGUUCUACUCGAAGGCUUAAAUAAAGGUUUACCAAAACUUGGUAUCGGUAAAAGUUCUAAAGCAAAAAGAAUGCUUGAUGAAUAUAAUGCAAAACAGGAACAAAACUUAUUAAAGAAUGCAGCAAAAGAACUAGAUGAUGAAAACACAGAAAAUAAUUGUCAAUCAAAUCAAAAAUGUAAAUCUGGUUUGUGUAAGGAUAAGAGAAAUGGUUUUAUAAAUAAUGAAAACACAGAAACUAAGAAAGAUUGCAAAAAUAAAUGUUUAGGAAAUUGCGAAAGAACCAAAGUUAGUGUUGAUAACACUAAAGUUGAUAAUUUAUUAGCUAAAUAUGCUAUUAAUGAUGUACUGGAUAAGAAAAUUAGUACCAAUGGUACUAAUACUGGCAAUUUGGAUGAAGAUUUUGAUAUUUCUGACAAUGAGGAUGUCAACAUAGAGCAGGAAGAUGACACAUGUUCAGCGUCUUGUGGUAAAACAGGAUCAUUGAUAGGUUUUUGAUAAAAGAAUGACAUGAAAUAAUAUAUAUAAUAUGUAUUACAAAUUAAGAUGUACAUUUGUA